Molecule: messenger RNA, 1236 nt
Organism: Nerophis lumbriciformis (worm pipefish)
Lineage: Eukaryota; Metazoa; Chordata; Actinopteri; Syngnathiformes; Syngnathidae
Source: RefSeq, a predicted model, not a curated record
AUGUGGGCCGUCGCUCUACUUCUUUGUCUGGGAAAUGUUCUCAUUAGCGGCGAGGCCAGUGAUCAAGAUUCUCUGCCAGCCGCGGGUGCGCAAUUUUCCCAGAUGGACAAAAACAACUUCAACUGUUCUGCGAGUCCCCCUCCUAUGUGCAACUACUCGACUGGGAUCCGGGAUACAUUCAAGUACCUUAAUACGGCCAUUUCCGUUGCAGUUUUUGUGCUGGGAAUUGUGGGAAAUUCUCUACUCUUGAGGUUCAUUCACAAAAACAAACGCAUGAGAAACUGCACCGACAUCCUGAUUGCAAGUCUGGCAUCGGGAGACCUCCUCCACAUUGUGAUGGGCAUCCCAGUCAACACCUACAGGCUCAUGGCAAAAGAUUGGCCGUUUGGCUCGCUGCUGUGUAAGCUGGUGCCCUUCAUCCAGAAAACCUCUGUUGGAGUUAUCGUGUUGAGUUUGUGCGCUCUGAGUGUUGACAGGUACCUCUCCGUCGUAUCUCGGCAACGCCUCAAAGUCACCCGAGCAUCCGUUUGGACCACUCUCAUAUGGCUCCUCUCCAUUAUGCUGGCUGUACCUGAACUGGUUGGCUUCGGCGUGAUAAAUGUGGACUACAAAGAGCGACAUCUGAGAAUUUGUCUGUUCCAUCCUGUGCAGACCACACCAUUUAUGCAGUCGUAUAAAGCCGUAAAGGACUGGUGGCUCUUCAGCUUCUACUUCUGUAUGCCACUAACUUGUACUGCCGCCUUCCAUGCGCUAAGUACUUGGAGGAUGCAAAAAAAUAAAGACAAUUCGUUAAUAAACAACGACACAGAAAAGAAGCUGGGACCUUCAAGGACUGUUUUCUACUUGGUGCUGGUGUUUGCCAUCUGCUGGUUGCCGCUCUACUUCAGCAGGAUCUUGAUGGCCACUGCAUACAAUGAGAAAGAUCCUAACAGAUGCCAGCUACUGAGUGUCCUUCUUGUGCUGGAUUACAUUGGCAUCAAUCUGGCGGCUUUAAACUCUUGCCUCAACCCUGUGACCUUUUACGUAGUCAGCAAAAGAUUCCAAACCAGUUUCAAGGUCCUGCCUGCUUUCUCCUCUUUCCUCAAUCCAAUCGAGGAGUUCUUCUCAGCAUGGAUUGUGUUUGAUCACCAGCCUAACCAGGAGAUGUCCCUGCUGGAUUGGAUGAAUGCAGCAGGGGAACGACGAGCUCGAACUUGCUCGCCGCUGGGCUUGUUGCUGAUCGGCAAAGACAAUUGA